Diorhabda sublineata is the source of this 2499-nucleotide messenger RNA. RefSeq lists its product as uncharacterized. The record is from RefSeq and is a predicted model, not a curated record. The coding region runs from base 1892 to 2401 and encodes 169 amino acids. The transcript has 7 exons. Lineage: Eukaryota; Metazoa; Arthropoda; Insecta; Coleoptera; Chrysomelidae.
AUACAAAAUGGCUUGUACAGAUCGGACUUCGUACAAAUUCAUUGUACGAAGCUCGACUCCGUACAAUAUCGGGCUUGGGACGUAACAGAUAUAAUUGCACAGCUUUUGCUUAUGGACAAACAGGAACUGGAAAAACUUUCACCAUGAUGGGGGAGAAAUGUAAUCUUGUGAGUAACUGGAAACAGGAUCCCGAUGCUGGGUUGAUACCAAGAGCAGCAUUUCACAUUUUUGAUGAACUUAGUAAAUUAUCAAAUACAGAUAUAAAUGUUAAAGUGGCAUUCAUUGAAUUAUAUCAUGAGAAAAUUAGAGAUUUGUUAAGUGACGAUGAAAAUACAUUACAGUAAGUCAAAUAUAUAGGGCUCCCAAAGGCUCAGUUUCCAUCCAAGGAUUGACAGAAAUUUCAGUACAUGGUGAUGAAGCUAUUUGUAAGUUAUUACAAAGAGGAAUUAUGAAAAGACAGAUAGUUCCUACACUAAAGAAUCAUCAAAGUUCCCGGUCACACUCAGUUUUUUUUUAUUGUUAUCAAUACCAGGGAAACUACAAUAUCAUGUGAUAAUAUCCUUAAAACUGGUAAAAUAAAUUUGGUGGACUUGGCCGGUAGUGAAAAUAUUGCUAGAUCUGACUGUAAGGACAUUAGGGCAAUGGAGCUGGCAAAUAUUAACAAUUGCGACAAGCCAUUCAGGUCUUUGCUGAAGGAGCAUAUUUUCCAAAAGGUUUGUUGUAUUCAGGAAAAUUGUUGUCAAAAUAUUAACUUGGUAACUGGCAAAUAUUUUUUGGCAUAUUGGUUAACCGAGGUCAAGUAUGAGUGGAUUUAAGUUAGUUUCAUUUUAUUUAAAAAUUAUUGAGUACUAAAAUGUGAGAGAUACUGAUUAUAAAUCCUUCUACUUCCACCUUCAUAACAACUAAUAAAAUAUGUUUUUUGUGAUUUUUCUAGUUCUACUUUUUCAAAUUACUCUCAAUAUUAUUUUACAUUGUAAAUUGUCUUAGAUCUCUUUUGACACUUGGUAGAGUUAUUCUAGCUUUAGUUGACAAAUCACAAAAACAUGUACCAUACAGAGAUUCGAAACUUGCAAUGCAAUAAUUAUUGUCUUUGUAUGUCCUCCAAGAUUCUUUAGGGGGAUAUACAAAGACAGUAAUUAUUGCGUCCAUUUCACCUGCCAGUAAUUCAUAUGAACUGACUGCUAGUACUUUAGAAUACGCUUGUAGAGCUAGAGAUAUAAAGAGUACCCCUACAGUUAAUGAAAAAAUGACAAAACAUGAAAACAUUGAUAGUUUAGUUGAAGAAAUUGACAGAUAAAGUAUUUCUCACUUUUUACUCAAUAUAUUGAACAUUCAAAAUAUCUUAUUGGGUUACAAAAAGAUUUAGAUGCAACUAGAUCAGGUACAGGAUUUUACGUUGAUAAGGAUAACUAUCAAAAGAUGUUGGAUGCAAUUAUAGCUGUAACUGGAGAAAAUAUUACAGCAGAAGAAUUAACUGAAAAGGAAGCAGAGAGAAUUAAACAGUUAGGUAUGUAUUUUUUAUUAAAUUUGAGUUUUUCAGAAGAUGAUUUAUUAGAAUUGAAUAAGGACUAAGUAUUUGUUUGUCUUUUGUAAACAGAUUUAAAGUAAGUGAAGGUGCUGAGUUUGGUUUUAAUCACUUUGAUUCAAAUUUUAUUACUAUAUCUCCUAGGUUGUUUUGUUGCAAACACUAAUUUCUGGAUCUUUCCUUUUCAUAAUUGUUAACAAAUCAUUUAUAUUUCAGAGGAUCGAUUGUAUUGCAAAGUCAGAGAAUUUGAAGAGACUGUUGUGCAAUGUAUGAAACAACGAGGGGAAUUAGAAGCUGCAAAAGCUACCAUAAAGGAACAGGAUGAGUACUUAGAAUAAGAGAAAUUUCUUUCAAAAUGGUACGAAAAUGAAACCAGUGAAAAACUUGAAGAAGCAAAAAAAAUUAUUGGCAGCUACAAAAAAAUUACAUAGUGAAAAAGAAAUCCUAUUAGCCAAAUUGGAACAUCAGUUCACAAUAAACGUUUCCAAAGAACAAAUAACACAGAAGGCGAUGCAAUAUUGUAUGCAACUUCCCAUUUUAUGUAAACAACAAGGAAACCAAGUGCCAGAAUUGUUAACUUAUUUGAAAGAUUUUGAUAAAAAGUUGAAAGAUGUUACUUCGGAUUUGGAAAACAAAUAUGAUGAGAUAACAGUACAUACUCUAGAAAAUUAUAAGAAAUGUAUUUUGAACACCUGCGAGGAUGUGGAUAAAACGUUGGUUGAAAAAGUUAAUGUAUUAUUAGAAAACAUUGAGAUCAUGAUGGGAAAAUCAGAAACAUUAGAUUCGUUCAGAAAUUUUAUUAGUAAAGUUAAGGAGGUCGUCAAAAUUAUUGCAAGUUACGUCAAUGAACAUUGUUUAUUAAGCUUUAUUGUAUAACGCCGACGAGGCACUUUGUAAAACAUAUAAAUAUUGUAAACCUGUAAUAAAUUCAGAUUCUGCUUUGUCAAUGUAUUGAAUAAACGUUUCUCGACGUG